Molecule: messenger RNA, 3565 nt
Organism: Nylanderia fulva
Lineage: Eukaryota; Metazoa; Arthropoda; Insecta; Hymenoptera; Formicidae
Product: ATP-dependent RNA helicase DHX30
Cellular component (GO): cytoplasm; nucleus; intracellular anatomical structure
Molecular function (GO): G-quadruplex RNA binding; ATP binding; RNA helicase activity
Source: RefSeq, a predicted model, not a curated record
CGAGAUACUUUUUAUGCACUUCUGUUACGAGAGCUUCGUUCGAUCAUUGUUGGAGGUUAUAAUUUCGUAAAACCGGUAAUUUUUUUCACAAAAUAAUGCAUGUCAAUGAGAAUAAAAAUAUAUUCGCGAUCUUCUUUUGUAACCCAUAAGUGCUGUCACAAACAUUCGAGAUCGUUCCAUUAAUUUUUAUAGAAGACAAAAUAUAAUGUUUCAGAAGACGCGAGUUUGGUAUAUCUAAAAAGAAGUACAAUAAAUAUAAUAAAAAAAUAUUAUAAAUAAAAUUAUAUAAAUUAUAUACAUUUAUAUACCAAACAAGAUGUCAGGAACAUUUUUAAUACUUGCUGGACAAAGAUCAGCAUACAAAUGGCUUAAACGAUGUCAUACAUCAUUCUUAUAUAAGGAUGUAAUUAAAGACUCGCAUGUUCAUCAUGCAGCACAGUACUGUAUAUUUGUGAAGGAUAAAGAAAAUAAGCGUUUAUCUAAGGAGGAUAAAGGACUGAAGGACUUUAAAUAUGAAAAUGUAGCGAAUGCAAACAAUUUACAUUCAAAUCUUAAAUUAGGAGAGCAAAUUUCUAAUAAAUUGGGAAAAAAUUAUGAUCAAAUUGAACAAAGAAGUAAUAAGGAACCCUUAAAUCAAAAAAAAUUGGAACGGUUGUAUCCAGAUCCAAAAUCUUCUGUAACAUCUAUUUACUCAAUAAUCAGUCAUGAAUUGAAAGACCCAACAGUUCUAACUUCCAAAUUUGAGGAUGUAACUUUAAAGGAGACAAAAGUAUUUUGGCAAAAUAUUUUGAAUGUCAAAUGGCCAGAAGCUAUGUCUUUUAAGGGUAUUGGUAAAACCAAAAGAAUUGCUUCUAAGAUUGCAGCUUUGAAGUGCUUACAGUGGCUAGAAAUGAAUGACAAAUUGAAAAAUGGUAAACCAGUCAUCUAUGCUAAGGAAGAUAUGAAGAAUAUAAACCUAAAAUCCGUUGAUUUAAGUGUUACUUCUGAACUUUUGCACAAAAUGACAGAAUUGAUCGAGACUUAUGAAACGAAAAUACGGAACAUGACAACACGGGAAGACACCACUGCAACGUACAAUCUAUUACAUCAGACAUCUGAUCAUCAUCCAAUUCUUGGACAAACAUUUUACACGGAUACUCACCAUCGCAAUGAAACAUUGAGACAGAGAUUAUUUGAAAAAGAAAGCGAUAGAGCUGUCAAUCUACCAAUCAUCGAAUUUAGGGAUGAAAUUCUUUCCAAGUUAAAAAACAAUCGAGUUUUAUUGAUAGAAGGUGAUACUGGUUGUGGCAAGACCACUCAAGUCCCUCAAUUUAUAAUGGAUAAUUUUGCAUCGAGUGGAAAUGCUACCGAUUGCAAUAUAUUGGUAUCGCAACCACGUAGAAUCUCGGCUAUUUCUUUGGCGGAUCGUAUCGCACACGAAAGAGGAGAAAAAGUGGGAGACGUCGUGGGUUUUCAAGUGAGACUGGAACAAGUCCUACCAAAGGAACUUGGCGGGAUACUCUUUUGCACUACAGGUAUACUGCUGAGAAAAUUGCAGAGCAAUCCUAGUUUAGAAGGAUGUUCGCAUGUUAUUUUGGACGAGGCUCACGAACGUCACAUCGACACUGACAUGCUAAUGAUUCUGCUCAAGAGAGCUCUUGAGCAGAACCCCGAUUUAAAAGUCCUGAUUAUGUCGGCGACCAUAAACGCGCACAUGUUUCAACAAUACUUCGAUUGUCCUGCCGUUAAAGUCCCCGGCAGACUGUAUCCUGUAAAAAUGCAUUUUCUGGACGAUAUCGAAAAGCUACCAAAUAUCAAAACAUUUCGAUCGUAUAAUAACUUUGAACUUCGCAAUAACGAAGAUGAAAGGCUUUUAGUUGAUUUAAAUAAAAUAGUACAGAUUAUAAAAUGGAUCUCUCAUAAAAAACCGCCUGGAGCCAUUUUAUGUUUCUUACCUGGAUGGAAUGAAAUUACGAAAGUGCAGAGUAUGCUCGAGGAUAUAUCGUUUAAAACAGAAGAACUAUUAAUUUUGCCGAUCCAUUCCAAAGUAUCGCAUGGUGAACAGCGCAAGAUUUUUGAGCAUACACCACCAGGCAUGCGGAAAAUAAUUUUAGCUACAGACAUAGCUGAAACUGGCAUUACUGUUAGUGACGUCGUUUACGUUAUAGAUUCUGCCAUACGAAAAGAAUCGCGAUGGGACAAUAAUAAAGAUGUACUGUGUAUAAGUAAUAACUGGAUUUCUAAAGCAAACAUUAAUCAGAGAAAAGGAAGAGCUGGACGAGUUAAACCUGGUGAAAGUUAUCAUAUAAUUACGAAAUCACAAUAUGCAAAAUUGGAGCCGCAUCCAUUGCCACAAGUGUUGUGCAAUCCUUUGGAAAAAGUAGUUCUCGACACAAAAUCAUAUACAAACGAAAAGGCGAAAAAAUUUUUGAGUAACUUGUUGGAACCACCUAAUCCAGUUGCAAUACAGAAGGCGGUAAACAAUUUAAUAGAUCUCGGAGUUUUGGAUGAUCAGGAAAAUCUUACAGCCUUGGGUAAACGAAUGGCUUUAUUCCCGAUGCAUCCUAAAUUUAGUAAAGCAUUGGUAUACUCCUCCAUUUUCAACUGCAUACAUCCUGUUAUAACGAUAGCUGGUGUAUUUUCCGGAGAAAACAAUCUCUUUUAUGGUGUACUGGAUCAUAAGUCCGAAAUCAGAGAAAAUAAAAAAUUAUAUCAUCCAUCCAGUGAUCAUAUCUCAAUGGCAUGGAUAUUUAAGCAAUGGUUUAAACACAAUACAACAAGUUCACAGUUAAUGCUAAGGUUUUGUAAACAAAUGAGGCUUCGGCAGAACAGAAUGGAAAUACUAAGUCAAAUACGAAAUACAUUUAUUCAACAUCUGAUUCAAUGCCGUUUAUUGAGCAAAAACACAACAUAUUCUGAUUGUGAUAAUUUUGAUGAUGUAAUGAAUAAAUAUGAGAAUAAUGACGAACUAGUACGAGCUCUGUUAUAUUCUGCUACACAGCAAUUGAUAGAACAGAAAAACGUAGGAUUCAAAAAAGGAGUCCUUAGAAAAGGUGUUAACAGACUCCAAACUCAGGGUCGUGCUAUAGCUGUUAUUUCGGGAGAAAGUGUUAAUUAUAAACGAAAAGUUUGGCCAACUUCUUAUUUGACGUAUUUUAAUGGUGCGUAUUGUGAAAUGAGACGCAGCAUAGUGGUUCGUGAAACAAGCAUGAUAUCACCUUUAUCAGUAUUACUUUUUAGUCAAGGAGAAAUUCAAUGUUAUGAGAAAAAUAAUGACAAUAUAGAAAUUGUAAUUAAAGUCAAUCAACGACAUACUUUAAGAUUUUCUUGUAAUAGAAAAACUGCCGAUGUGCUCUUAGAAUUUAGGAAUAUUAUGUGGUCAUUAGUACAGUACUCAUUGGAAAAGCAAGGAGUUAGCGAAUACGGUGGUGAUCUUAAUUCAAAACAGAUAUUUGAAUAUAAAAAUCAAUUACUCGAAACUGUUUCAGAAAUUCUACACGUGUCAUCUAAACCCAUAGAAAAAGCAGAUGAAUCAUCUGUUGCUUAAAUGUAUAUACAUUGUAUAUAAUGUAUUAAAAAAAAUAUA